Daucus carota subsp. sativus is the source of this 862-nucleotide messenger RNA. RefSeq lists its product as uncharacterized. The transcript is spliced from 2 exons. The record is from RefSeq and is a predicted model, not a curated record. The coding region runs from base 172 to 672 and encodes 166 amino acids. NCBI's taxonomy places the organism in Eukaryota, Viridiplantae, Streptophyta, Magnoliopsida, Apiales, Apiaceae.
UCUAAUUAUAAAUUAUAAAACGGAUUGGAUUUAAACAAACUUUGCAGCUAUGCUUUGCUUCCCCUCGUAGGAUUUACCGAGGAAUGUUCUUGCCCCUAUAUAUAUAUUCAUCAGCAACCAAAGCAUUUGAUCAUGCAAAUCAUAAUCUAAAGACCCAAUACAAUUUUCGAUAUGUGGCUGAUGGAUACGUGCAACGCAAGCUCCCCAUGGACAGAGCAAGAAAUAGAGAAAUCUGAGAAGAUACCAAUGGAGAAAACAGUGUUUGUCUCCUCAAUAGCUCCUCUGCAUGACUUCAAACUGCCCGGUCCGGGGUGGAACACUCGAAAAGUCCUGGAAACUAGGCCUGACGUCAAGAAGGUUCAGGUUUCCAGGCCCUGCCUCAGGGUGAAACAGAGCACAAGGCAGACGAUGAAUAAGGGAUGUCAAGUGAGGAGAAGGGAGGGCUUGUUCUCGAUGUCGUUGAGUAAAGAAGAAAUUGUUGAGGAUUUUGUUCGUGUCACGGGCAGGGUUCCUCAGGGGAAGAAGAAAGUGAAGAAGACGUUUACAGAUGCCAAGGAAAAGCAGAAAUACCUUGAUUAUCUGCAGUACAAGAACUUAAUCCUGGAAAUUGGUUGUCAGAGAUUUAUCAUGUCUGAGGAUUUUCAAACUGCGGAUGAACAAUGGAGGAAUUGAAUUUGCGAGAUUGGUAGAUGUCGAUUUAUAUUUGAACAUAUAGGUUCUGUUGAUCUUGUAAGAAAAACAAAUGAUUAGGCAACAAUUAUGUAAAUCAUGAUUUCAACUAUGAACACUGUUUGAAAUAUAUGAUAAUAUGUCUUAUGUUCUUGUGAGAAACUUACAGAGUUAUGUUACAUCAGUUUGCUGC